AUAUAAAGCUGUUUCAAGGGCGAAUUCUGCAUUAGAAGCGCGCGCGAACCCGAGCUGCGCAAUUGCGCGAGGCAUUCCUUUAGGGCUGUGAGGGAGAGCGGAUUAAUCGUCCACUCUUGAGAUUUUGCGUUCCAACUGUUUGGAUGGAUUUUCCCAACACUUCGCUGACUAAACGGAGGUCGGAGUCAUGGAGACCCGUGGAUCGAGCGCCCGUGCACAAGUGGAUAUCGCGUCGGGGAAUCUACAAGUUGUAUUGACGCAAUUUAGUUCCCCGUCAUGAACUGUCCGGGAGUUGCGGUUCAAAGUUGGGGGCUUUAAGAGCGGGGAACAUCAUGCACACUGCGGAGCUCGCGCUCUCUCUCCUACUCGUCGUGAUCAUCGUUGUGUCGCUGCUGUCCAACGUGCUGGUGCUGAUCUGCUUCUUGUACAAUGCAGAAAUUCGCAAGCAGGUUCCUGGGUUGUUUAUACUCAACCUGACGUUCUGCAACCUGCUUCUGUCCGCCUCCAGCAUGCCGUUGACUCUUUUCGGGGUGUUGAGUAAUGCGCAUCCCGGAGGACACAUUUUCUGUCAGGUGAUCGGGUUUCUGGACACUUUCCUGACCACUAACUCCAUGCUGAGCAUGGCUGCGCUCAGCAUCGACCGGUGGGUUGCAGUGGUGUUCCCUCUGAGUUACCAUUCCAGGAUCCGUCACCGGGACGCUGUGAUCGCGCUGGCUUACACGUGGGUGCACUCGUUGUCCUUCUCUGUGGUCGCCGCAUGCCUCUCCUGGGUGGGCUACCAUCAGCUGUACGCUUCGUGCACGCUGUGUAACAACAGGGCGGUCAAUGCCAAGACGCAGUUCGCUAUUUACACCAUGGUGCUGCACUCGCUCACGUUCCUGUUGGUGUCGGUGGUGCUCUGCGUCACGUAUCUGAAAGUGCUCAAAGUCGCGCGCUUCCACUGCAAGCGCAUAGACGUGAUAACCAUGCAAACGCUCGUGCUGCUGGUGGACAUUCACCCGAGUGUUCGUCAGCGUUGUCUGGAGGAGCAGAAAAGGAGAAGACAGAGAGCCACCCGCAAAAUUAGCACCUUCAUUGGAACCUUCGUCAUCUGUUUCACCCCGUAUGUCAUUACCAGGAUUGUGGAGCUAUUUGUGACGGAGCCAUUUAAUCCAUAUUGGGGCGUGCUUUGUAAGAGUCUGGCGUACAGCAAAGCUGCAUGCGACCCCUUCGUCUAUUCUCUUCUGCGACACCAGUAUAGGAAGACCUGCGGUGACAUCAUCAAUCGGCUCUUGAAACGCAGUUCCCCAAAUGGCUCCGGGCAUCAGCAGGAAAAUGGAAAGAUUGGGAGGGCCAAGGAAAUCGUAAAAGAUGGGGAAGUCGAAGCCAGACCUACACGCUGAGGACUCCUGUUGCUAUAGAGAUGAACGAUCACAAAGGUAGAGCUUCAAGUCUGGAGGGAGAGAGAACAAUGAAGGCAGAGGAAACAGCGGGAUUCCGGGCUCUGCGUUUUUCAACUCACAAAGAAUUCAAGAUGUAACUGUAGCAAAUGAUUUUAGUAGCAAAAGAGUUUCUGUUUUUAUAAAAAAAUAGUUAUUAGUUCUCUUCCUAUCUUUCUCUAAUCAAUUCUGAAAUCAAACUUCUGUAAAGCUGCAAGCCACGAAAGCUGCUAGUUAGCCAACAUUCAAAGAGAAUCAGUAGGGCCUUUUACAUAUCGUGGUCUGAUUUGUCUAUUAUUAUAGUGAUAAAUUGCUGUUUAGAUUUAUGAAUAGGUGACUGCUUUGAUUAUACCGUAUCACAUGGUAAAAUGUGAGAAAACAAGAUCGCAUUGUGAGUUUUUCAACAGAGUAAGAAACAAUCUUUUCUAGAUGAUGUUUUAGUGGAACUCAGUGGCAUGUGGUUUUGAUUUUCUUGUAGCAUGUAUUGUAUCUUCAGGGUUUAGAUAUGAAGCCCCUCAGCAAUGGGCGGACCUGUUCUUUCGGUGCCUUUAUUUUAUUUAUUUAUUUAUUUAUUUAUUUAUUUAAAACAAAACCUGCAUAGACUGAAUUUUAAAGUAAGUUCAUGAUAUGCUUAUUUCAGCAGAGAAUUGUAGAAAAAUCAUGUUGUGUGAACCAAAGGGUACAAAUAAAGGAGCUGGAAUGAGUAUUUAUUGUGAGAGAAACAAUACGAGUUAAAAAAAAAAAAAAAUGUUGGAUUAGAUUCUGACAGCAUAAACAGUCUCUUUUUCUUACUUGCCUCUGAAAAUUAUGUGUGAAAAUAUUGUGCAAGUGCCUGAAGUGCUGUCAUAUGGGUUUACUUAAUUAAUGUUCUCUGUGUGGGAACACUGGCCACAAGACACAGAAGAAAAAAAAAAGCAAAAUGGAAAAAAGUUUUUCUUUCCCUAAUCGUUCUGUUUAGUUUUACAAUGCCGCUCUUUGUCUAUGUACUGUAUAUAUGCAUAUACAUUUUUGUAUUUUUCAAGAGUAAAUCAUUUCUACAGGGUAAUUUAUAACUGAAUGUCACUCUAUAGUAAACAUGUACCGUUUUAUUUUUUUGUAGUGUGUAUGUAUGAAUAUGUGUGCGACAUUUAGAAACUGGGAACAUUAUUACACUUUGAGGUAAAUGUAUAAAACUACAUGUUUAAAUGUUUUCUUUCGUGCAAAUGUAAAGCCUUAGGAAGAAACGUCUAUUUUUGUUAAACAGAAAAUAAUGUAGUUUUAAAUUUUGCUACAUCUUUGUGACUUUGACGACAAUAAACAGUGGGUUUGAAAAGA
Molecule: messenger RNA, 2732 nt
Organism: Puntigrus tetrazona (Sumatra barb)
Lineage: Eukaryota; Metazoa; Chordata; Actinopteri; Cypriniformes; Cyprinidae
Gene: gpr26
Product: G protein-coupled receptor 26
Exons: 3
Coding region: 333-1382 (349 amino acids)
Biological process (GO): adenylate cyclase-activating G protein-coupled receptor signaling pathway
Cellular component (GO): membrane
Molecular function (GO): G protein-coupled receptor activity
Source: RefSeq, a predicted model, not a curated record